AUGGGCUUCAUCAAUGACAUCGUCACCUCCAUCGCGCCCAUCUUCAUCGCCACAAGCCCGGUAACCAGCUAUGCAGACCAAAUCUACAGCAUCCACCGCACGCGCUCCUCCGCCGGCUUCUCUCUUGACAUCCCCCUCAUCAUGCUCGUCGCCAGCAUCCUCAAGAUCUUCUACUGGUUCGGCGCCCAUUUCAGCACCUCGCUCCUCGUCCAAGCCCUCCUCAUGAUCAUCGUCCACAUCGUCCUUCUCCACGUCGCACUCACCAACCGCCCUCCUCCGUCACAUCUUCCUUUCCAGCCCGCCUCUGCGCGCAAACGCCCGUAUGAUUUCUGGCAGUGGAGGAGUACACGACCGUAUUGGAUGUUUGUGAGCUACUUCACGCUUGUGUUGUUGGUGCUGCAUGUGCUGCUUUCCUCAACGGCAUUGUUCAUGCCGUAUACAGAGUUCCUGGGUAUGGUUGCGCUGACGGUCGAGGCGACGCUCCCUCUGCCGCAACUGCUGGCUAAUUACCAACGCCGCGGGUGCAGGGGUUUCCGCCCGUCUGUCAUCGCGAACUGGAUCGUCGGUGACACCUUCAAGAUGUGGUUCUUCUUUGCAUCUUCGGCAGGUGAGGUGCCAUGGGCGUUCAAGAUCUGCGGCAUAUUCCAGGCUACCUGUGACCUGGGUUUGGGCCUGCAGUGGUUCAUUUGGCGCGACGGACCAGAAGGCGUGGCUGCGACGGGCGAGAAGGAGCUGAGGAGUCCACCGCCGGAAAGAUUGGGAGAGUCAUUCGAAAUGUUGAAGGGUGGACCUGGAUAUGGCGAGAAGGGUACAAUCGGCGUGGGCAUCGAUCUGGGAGACAGCGUGGGAACCUGGGAGAGACAGAGUCGGGAUAUGAGGUGA
Didymosphaeria variabile is the source of this 882-nucleotide messenger RNA. RefSeq lists its product as uncharacterized. Lineage: Eukaryota; Fungi; Ascomycota; Dothideomycetes; Pleosporales; Didymosphaeriaceae. The coding region runs from base 1 to 882 and encodes 293 amino acids. The transcript has 2 exons. The record is from RefSeq and is a predicted model, not a curated record. Gene Ontology annotation, cellular component: trans-Golgi network; endosome. Gene Ontology annotation, biological process: retrograde transport, endosome to Golgi; phospholipid translocation.